Messenger RNA from Clarias gariepinus (North African catfish), 2803 nucleotides. It is a transcript of the gene fastkd4, whose product is annotated as transforming growth factor beta regulator 4. Gene Ontology annotation, biological process: mitochondrial RNA processing; regulation of mitochondrial mRNA stability. Gene Ontology annotation, molecular function: RNA binding. The record is from RefSeq and is a predicted model, not a curated record. The transcript is spliced from 12 exons. Gene Ontology annotation, cellular component: ribonucleoprotein granule; mitochondrial matrix. NCBI's taxonomy places the organism in Eukaryota, Metazoa, Chordata, Actinopteri, Siluriformes, Clariidae. Bases 152 to 2044 code for a protein of 630 amino acids.
CGACAAUGUUCCGCGCCUUCCAGUGCUAAUUCCAUGUGAAUGUCGCCGGGUCUAAAAUUCUGAAGUAUAAAUUGAGGAGCUCCCCGACCGAUAUGCGGAUGCCUAAUCCCGAUUUCUAGACACUCAAUUGCUUAGGUGAAGAUUCCUCCAAAUGGCUAGCAGGUUUUUGAGCCGGUGCGCUCGCCUCCUGGCUGUGUGCCCUCGGGCUUCUUCAGUCACCAGCCAACUUCAUACACUCACUGCUCACCCACACACAGAGAGUCCACCAUGGUCCCAAUCCCUCAUCCUACCCUCCAUCAGGCCCCUCAGUCUGGGUGCCGGUCCAGUGCAGGCAGAUGAGCCAGAGAUCACAUUUACACGUACUGAACUGGAUAUUCGUGUCGAGAAAGCGACCACACCACAGGAAGUGCUGUCUUUGUGGGCGGAACGAAGCGGCUCCGCCAAUCAAGCGGGCAUGUGUCUGAUCCAACUCAGCCGCCUGGCAGUGGAGAAGAAAGAUAUCGACAGAGCGAAUAUCCUUCAGGACCCUAGUUGUGUGGAUUUGCUCGAAGCUUUGAACGCUCAGGUGAACGUGAUAUGGAAUGGCACACUGGUUUCUGUCCUGCGUGCUCUCUCCAUUCUUGGUGUCCCUUCCAAUGCUCCAGUGAUGUGCUCUCUCCAGACCGAGGCACUGUGGAGACUCCGGCGCUUCAACUACCGCCACCUUUCCUCUCUGGCAGACUGGGCAUCAGGCUGGAAGAGUCAGGGACAGGGAGAUGAGCUAAUGACGUCUGUGCUAAAGCAACUGGAGCUGCGCUGGACAGAGCUGAAUGACCCGCGCACGGUUACCAUGCUCAUGAGCCGAGCUGCAAAACUCUCUCCUCCGCUCAUGGAAAAGCUGGAAGAUAAGGCCCUGGAGUUGGCUGAGAAGUUCAGUACUGAGGACAUCCGCAGGGCGACGUUAGCUGUGGCGUUGCAGGGACGCCGAUCGGUGCCACUCCUGCGUGCACUGUCCUACCACCUGCACCAGAAACCCUCUUCUGAGCUCAGUACACCGCUGCUGCUGGACAUUGUGUUUGCCUAUGGUAAGCUGCAUUUCCACCAGACUCAAGUCUGCCAAAGGAUGGCUGCUGAGCUUCUUCCCAGAUUACCAGAGAUGAGCUCAACUGAAGUCAUGCGUUGUUCAAAGUCUCUAGCCUUCCUGAAGUGGCUCCAUCUGCCUCUGUUCGAAGGAUUUACCCAGCACUUUGUGAAAAACAGUGAAAAGUACAGCACGUUACAGAUGUGUAACCUCCUCAUGGCCUUCGCCAAGCUCAACUUCCAGCCCAGUAACAAGGAGCCGUUUUUCGCAAAGAUUCAUGAAGCUUUGGAAAAUUCCUGGAAGAGUUUGGAACCUUUUGUACUGACCGAUGUAGUCUGGGCGCUCUGCAUUUUCCAGCAGGCCAAACCCGAGUUUAUUGCUGCUGUCACAGAUCCUGCGUUUCAAAGCAAAGUUACAGGUGGCAGUGGUGCUCGUUCAGAGAACUACACGCUGAAAGUGCUUCAUAUCGCAGCCUCCGGACAGCUAGAGUCUGGCAUCCGGGCCAGUGGGCCGCUUCCAGCAGUCCCUGAAAAACACACCAACCCAAGCGUGACACCUGUUCAGAGCACUUUACACAAAGCCCUCCAGAUCCUCACUGAGAAUCGCACUAAAGCCCUGCGCAGAAACAUGGACACGGUGUACGGGUGGAAUAUAGAUGCAGAGAUAGUGGUGGAUUCAGAGAAUAAGCCCAUAGACUUGGACAACCUGGAGGCACCACACUUACCAGGAGGGGGCGGCACUGAGCGCUUACCUCAGGGAGCACGACGAGUGGCUUUCGUGGCCUGGGAGUUCCCUCACUUUGCCUCAAAGAGCAAAGAUCUCCUGGGCCGCUUCGCCAUGCAGAAGAGACACCUGCAGCUGGCCGGGUUUCUGUUAGUGGAGGUUCCAUACUUCGAGUGGCUGGAGUUGAAGACAGAUUGGCAGCGAGUGUCCUAUCUCAAGGAUAAGAUCGGGAAGGCUGUAGCUGAGGACAUGGCUAAGUGAGCUUAUGGACUGCAGCACAUCCACAGACCAAAGCAGAACUUCAGAAACCAAGAAAAGGCAAAUACUUUUUGGGCACCGAGUUGUUUAGAUCCAACCAGAGACCAUUAGAGAAUGAAGCUCAUAAAACGUUCAUUUAUUUACAAAUCAUAAAUGUUCAUGGACAUUGAAAUUCAGGAUUUCUCUGCAGAAAUGAUAUAAAAGCUGAACACACUCUUUAACUGAACUUAAAAUACUCUACAGUUAUUUAUUCUGAGUUUCCGAGGUUCCAAGGCCUUAUUAGCAUUCUGUGAAGAAAAAAAACUGCUUCAUCUCAAGUUCAUUAGUUUUAAAGUGUAAUUGAAACCAAUCUGUAUUUCAGGUCUUCAUCUUAUCAUGUACCUUUUGUGAAUGUAUGUACAUCAGUAGAACAAAUUCAGCUUUAAGCAUAAACAGACUUUAUCCUGCUUUUAAUAACCAGCCAGACAAAACGAUUGGUUCUGCAAUUCUUGUAUAAACUGUAAAGUCUCCUCUGAGAACUCUCCUUCCACUAAUAAUAAACUCCCACUUACCGGUUGUGAUGUGGUUGCCUAGACAACAGAAUUGGGCUUUCCUUGUUGCCAAGGAGACAGUCAUUGAGGCUGCUUAAAAAUGAAUAGGAUGUGCUUAGGUCUAAUAGUUUUAAACAUUUAAAAACAUGUCUUUUUUUCCCACAUGAAAUAUAUGAUUCAGAUGCAUUGUGAAGUACAGCAUAUGGACAGAAUUAAAAUGUUAUUUAAACUA